AACAAGAGAUCAUAUCAUGUCCUCUCCAAGAGAAAGAGGAAAGAAUUUGAUGGAAUCAUCAGGAUCAGAACCACCGGUGACACCAAGCCGUUACGAGUCGCAGAAGAGACGCGACUGGAACACUUUCGGACAGUACUUGAGGAAUCAGAGACCGCCCGUGCCCAUGUCUCACUGCAGCUGCAACCACGUGCUUGAUUUCCUCAGGUACUUAGACCAGUUCGGUAAGACAAAGGUGCACGUGCCUGGUUGUAUGUUCUACGGCCAGCCUGAGCCACCAGCUCCUUGCACGUGCCCUCUCAGACAAGCUUGGGGAAGUCUUGACGCUUUGAUCGGACGGCUGAGAGCGGCUUACGAGGAGAACGGUGGAUCUCCGGAGACGAAUCCUUUCGCUAGUGGAGCGAUAAGGGUUUAUCUGAGGGAGGUUAGGGAGUGUCAGGCUAAGGCUAGAGGGAUUCCUUACAAGAAGAAGAAGAAGAAGAAGCCAACGACGGAGAUGGCUGGUGGAAGAGACGACUCUUCUUCUUCCUCCUCUUCCUUCAGCUUCUCUUAAGAGAUUCUCCAUCUUCGUGAAAGACUUUGUGAACUUGGCAGGAUCAGUAAGUCUCAAAGAGGGAUCAAAUGUAAAAAGAGACCUCAAAUCUAUCUACUGAUGAUCAAGAAGUCAGAGUAAAAUGGUAUCUUCAACAUAUCUUUUCGGCCCAUUUUUGCCGCUCUUCGUCCCCUCCUCUUCAUUUCCGUAGCUCUCUGUCAUAAAUAUAUUGAUCUCAAUUCU
This is a messenger RNA of Arabidopsis arenosa, 772 nucleotides long. The record is from the annotation of a GenBank genome assembly. Lineage: Eukaryota; Viridiplantae; Streptophyta; Magnoliopsida; Brassicales; Brassicaceae.